Molecule: messenger RNA, 3917 nt
Organism: Athene cunicularia (burrowing owl)
Lineage: Eukaryota; Metazoa; Chordata; Aves; Strigiformes; Strigidae
Gene: NFE2L2
Product: nuclear factor, erythroid 2 like 2
Exons: 5
Coding region: 186-1934 (582 amino acids)
Biological process (GO): cellular response to oxidative stress; regulation of transcription by RNA polymerase II
Cellular component (GO): nucleus
Molecular function (GO): DNA-binding transcription factor activity, RNA polymerase II-specific; RNA polymerase II cis-regulatory region sequence-specific DNA binding
Source: RefSeq, a predicted model, not a curated record
UUUCCAAGUGUAUUUGAAGUUGAACACUCCAAAAUAAAAAAGUGACCCUGCUCAUUUAUUCAACACUCUGCACUGACACUGAAUUCUCAGCAUUAUUUCUAUAAAUUAUGUAUGUGAAAAGUGCACAUUAAUUGCAAGACUGAUCCACAAAGGUAUUUGUGCCCCCCAGACUGCAGUGGGAGGACAUGAACUUGAUUGACAUCCUUUGGAGGCAAGAUAUAGACCUUGGGGCAAGGCGUGAAGUUUUUGAUUUUAGUCAACGACAGAAGGAGUAUGAACUCGAGAAACAGAAGAAACUCGAAAAGGAAAGACAAGAGCAGCUCCAAAAAGAGCAGGAGAAAGCCUUACUGGCUCAGCUGGAGUUAGACGAAGAGACAGGUGAAUUUGUUCCUGUUCAGCCAGCUCAGCGCAUUCAGUCAGAAAAUACUGAGCCACCAAUUGGUUUUUCACAGACCACACAGACUUCAAAACCAGAAGCAGAGGCCUUGUCCUUUGAUGACUGCAUGCAGCUCUUGGCAGAAGCAUUCCCAUUUAUAGAUGACGAUGAGACUUCUUCAGCUGCAUUUCAGUCAUUGGUUCCUGCUCAGAUCAAUAGCAACCCAGUCUUCCUUUCUGCUGAUCAAACUCAGCCACCUGAAUCGCCUGUCCUAGUUCCACUUACUGAUGCAGAGAAUAUGCAGAACAUAGAGCAAGUUUGGGAAGAAUUACUGUCUCUUCCAGAGUUACAGUGUCUUAACAUUGAAAAUGAUAACCUGGCUGAGGUAAGCACGAUCACAAGCCCUGAAACCAAGGCAACAGAGAUGCCCAACAGCUAUAAUUACUGCAGCUCAUUACCCAUGAUGAGAAAAGAUAACUGUGGUCCAGAUUUCCUGGAUAGUAUUGAGGGCCCCUUUUCCAGCAUUUUGCCACCAGAAGACACUAGUCAGCUGAGUGUGAACUCUUUAAAUGACAUGUCCCCUUCAAACUCUGAUUUCUGUGAGGAUUUCUACGCCACCUUUAUUGAUACAAAGGCGAAUGGUGACACAGCAACGACACACACUAUCAGUCAAUCACUUGCAGAAAUUCUAAGUGAACCUAUAGAUCUUUCAGAUUUCUCACUGUGUAAAGCUUUUAAUGGCAACCACUCAGGAACCGUACCAGAGUGUAGUGAUUCUGACUCUGGUAUUUCACUGAAUGCAAGUUCUAGUGUAGCAUCACCUGAACACUCUGUUGAAUCAUCUGCCUAUGGAGAUAAGACUUCUGGUUGUAGUGAUUCUGAAAUGGAAGACAUGGACAGUGCUCCUGGCAGCGUGCCGCAGAGCAAUGCUACCACGUACUCAUUGCAGUUCCAGGAUCAAGUGUUUUCCUCUGUGGGGCCAAGCACUCAAACACCUAGUUUACAGUGUACAAACACACCAAAGGAAGAACCCCCUGCCAGUCCAGGCCACCCCAAGGCUCCGUUCACAAAAGAUAAACCUUCAAGCCGCCUUGAAGCUCAUCUCACAAGAGAUGAGCAAAGAGCAAAAGCUCUGCAGAUCCCUUUUCCUGUUGAAAAAAUCAUCAAUCUCCCUGUUGAUGACUUCAAUGAAAUGAUGUCUAAGGAGCAGUUCAGUGAAGCCCAGCUUGCGCUUAUUCGAGAUAUACGCAGGAGAGGCAAGAACAAAGUGGCUGCUCAGAAUUGCCGUAAAAGAAAACUGGAAAAUAUAGUGGAACUGGAGCAAGACUUGAGUAACCUAAAAGAUGAGAAAGAGAAAUUGCUUAAGGAAAAAGGAGAGCAUGACAAAAGCCUUCGUCAAAUGAAAAAGCAACUAACCACCUUAUACCUUGAGGUCUUCAGCAUGCUACGUGACGAAGAUGGAAAGUCUUACUCUCCUAGUGAUUAUUCACUGCACCAAACUAGAGAUGGCAAUGUCUUUCUUGUUCCUAGAAGCAAGAAGUCAGAGACUAAACUUUGAAGGGCAGCACAGCUGGCUGCUGUUCUCAGAGUUAUUAUUUUUGUAUCAUUAUCCUGAUAGUUUUUACUGUGAGGUGGAAUGCAGAAUUAGGUAAUGUUUUUCAGGUAAUUCUAUGCAAUGAUAAUUUUAAAGUUAAUAAUUAGUUUAUGGAAGAUUCAAGUUUAAAACUAAUAGUGUAAUGCAGAUGGAUGUAUGCAAAAUUUGUAAUCUCACUUUUAUAACAGACACUUCCAUCUUAUAGCACCACUUUGACUAGUUUCCAUAUAGAUGUAAAUAUUUAAAGAUACCAUAUUUAUAUACUGUUCCUAUCUCUUGUUAUAUUCAUAGAUUUGAUAUAUAUAUAUAUAUAAAAAAAUGAUUUUAGCCUUCUAAAUAUAAUUUCUUGCAAGACAAAUAGUAUGGCUUCUGAUACUUUUUUAUAAAUAUGCAAUAGAGUUUGUUUCCCAUUUUUCUUACACAUUUAUACUUGCUUUAUAUUUAAUAUUAAUUUAAUUUAGUAUAAAAGUUGAUACUUAGUGUUUGAUUUUGCUUUACCAAUUCAUUAAUUUUUUUUUUUUUAACUCUACUUCAUACGCCUUUAUUACCCUAAAGGGAAAUCCUCACUAGUUUUCCAAGGUUAAGUCUUCAUGUAACAAAUAUGCUUCAUAACCAGAGAUGUAUCACUCAGCACCGUCAGCAUUACUAAUGCUUGUUCAGCAUAAUUUUUAACCUGCCAUUUGGAAGGAUUGUGUAACACCAAGUUAAGUUUCAAGUCAGUGCUAAAUUUACAUAAUUUUUGUUUUGCUCUUUGAACACUACUUAAAUUGAUGAUCUUUCUUUCAAAGGCAUUUAAAAUCUGUUAAGACACUGUCAGCAUUAUGCAUUUUUCCAUCUAAAAAUUCUGUACACUUUAGAGUAAUUGUUCUAGAAAUACACUGUGCAUCUCGACUCCAAUUAGCAAGCAUCAUUUGUCACUGCUAUUACUUUGGAGCUUAUGGAAAAAGGCACAGUAGCUGCCAACCAACUGUACUGUUUGGAACCUGCACUCAAUUAAUUGAAAAGCAUUGUGGAUUUUAAAUUAUGAUUUAUAAGAGAAUAAAAAUUUGGCAAACAAAUAGCAUUGUUUUAUUUACUCUUCACAUGGAUCUCUGUACUUGAUCACUGUGGAUUUUUUUCAAUACAAAAAAUACAUAAUUUGUAAUACAUGUUGAUCUGAUGAACAUUAAAAACUUUAUCAUCUUCCCUAUGAAACUUCUAAAAGACAUGUUUAAUCUGAUAUUUUUUUCUGCUACUGAUACUCUAUAUAAUUUUAGGAAAACUAUCUAUUACAAUAUUAUGCAUAAUUUCAUUUAGUAAAAUAAACACCAAGUUGUUUUGCAAAGACCCUAUGGUACAUUUUUUUUAAAUAAAUAAUUUGAGAUAGCAAAAAAGGGCAGAGUAGGACCUGCAAAGAUUGUUUAAUAAUGUUGUAGGAAAAAGGGCUUAAAGAGAGACAGGAGAGUAGGAAAUCAGCCUUCCAUUAGCUCAUUAUUCACAGUUGGAGUAAGACUGAAUGAAAUGAUACAGUGAUUAGUGAAUUCUGUCUUGAGAUUUUUAUAAACCAUGCUGGACUUGCAUACCCAGCAGAAAGCAUCUGCUCUCAUGGCUGGUCAUGAAAGCCAAAGGAAUGAUUUUAGAUUAUCAUAACCCCAAUUCCAUACUAUAUUGCUUUUUAUGGAUCCGAGUAUGCUCAAAAAACCCCAAAGGUACAAAGAGGAAGUACAGAAAGCUGUAGUUCUGAUGAAUAUUAUUCUGUCAGGAUGCUGUGGAAGGUCUCCUGGUUUUGGCUGCUCUGUGCUGUUUGCUGCUUCCAUACAACUCUCCAGUGACUCCAAGCUCUCUCACCUGAACAGUAUUAACUAGGUUGAUUACCUUGGUACAUUUUGGUUUUCCCUGUAUGCACAGAAUUUCAGAAGCUAUUAUCCAGCUAGUCACAGUAGUAUAAAAUGUAACUCUUUGCAAACA